This is a messenger RNA of Macrobrachium nipponense, 432 nucleotides long. Its product is annotated as myb/SANT-like DNA-binding domain-containing protein 4. The coding region runs from base 1 to 432 and encodes 143 amino acids. The transcript has a single exon. The record is from RefSeq and is a predicted model, not a curated record. Lineage: Eukaryota; Metazoa; Arthropoda; Malacostraca; Decapoda; Palaemonidae.
AUGUUUUCAGUAGACGCAUUUUUCAGUGACCCUAAGGGAAAACUCAACACUAUAGUAUAUGCUAAAAAGAGUGAAUUGUUGGCUUUGGCAGCUAAGUUUGAAGUAACUGCUAGUUCAAGAGACAGGAAAGAUGACAUAAAAAAUGCCAUUUUAGAAUAUAUUAAAGAGGAGGAAAUUGUAGAAGAACACGAGGCUAGGAAAUUCCUGAGUGCUAAGAAAGAAAGCUCAGACGUUGAGCAUAUGAGGUUAGCCAUACAGUUAGAACAAGUAAAAUUAGAGGCAGAUAAGGAGAGAGAGAGACAAAAGUUAGAAGUAGAGAGACAAAAGUUAGAGAUAGAUAAAGAAAGGAAAAGGUAUGACCUAGAAAUGGAGAAAGCUAGAUUAGAUCAUGAAGCUAGUCUAACUCAGAAUAUGGAAAUUGAAAUUGAGUAG